GAUAACACCAUGGGAGAUGGUGCUGUGGCGCGUCGAGGAAGGUGCUCUAUCCUUAUCUGCGGGCACAGCUUCGUCUUUUGGGCCGCCCACCAGGCUAAGAGGACGGCGUUCGGGUCCCAGCUUGGCCUGAGCCGGUGGGCUACAGUGGAGUGGCAGGGCCGUCGAGGCCUGCGUUGGCCUGGCCUGCUUCCACUAUUAUUUGAAGGGAGGUGUGCCCCUCCGCCUCAUAUUCUCGUCAUUCACCUGGGGGGGAAUGACUUGGGUUUGGUGAAGGGCAAGGCCCUGUCACUGCAGGCACAGGCAGACUUGCAGUUGAUAGGCAAGUGCUGGCCUGGUGUCUUAAUUAUAUGGUCCGAUAUAAUUCCCAGGAGGGUUUGGCGGGAGGCCUUGGAUCAUAAGGCCAUUGAGGGAGCACGUUAUAAGGCCAAUAAGGCUUUGCACAAGGCUUUGGAGAAGGGGUUGGGGGUUUAUUUGCCCCACCCCUGUAUAAGGGCUGAUCUGCCGGACCUCUACCGAGGUGAUGGCGUUCACCUUUCUUUUAAAGGCAACAACAUAUUUCUGGACGACUUGCGGCGGGGGUUGCUGGAGGCAUUACGCCAUAUUUGGGGCGUCGAGGCCUAAGCAGAGGCUUGACCUCGUCGGUGGCAGGUUAGAGUUGGGAUUUGAGAGCGGGCCGGUGAGUACCCUUGGCACAUCCUCAUUGGUGGGGAAUUGGGGUCUGUCAGGAGCGGCUGCGGCCCUACGGCUCAGCUGCGAGGGCAGACUGCCUGGUGGGACCUCCCAGACAAGUCCUUAUCCCAGGCUGUACGGCUUGGGGUGUUUGGAGCUUUAUGGGGGGAACCAUUCGCCUGGCCGGCCGGGCCCAAGCCAUCUCCGUUGGAUGGCUCGCACCCGGGGCAGUGGGUCUCGCCCAGGCAGGUUCAAGGAGAAGGUCCCAUGGUGACCACUGGCUUGACCUGUACCGCUAGUUAGCUCCCCUUGUUGCCGCUGUUAAGGUUAUGUUGUUGCUUUAAUAAAGUAGCCCUUAGUACCCAAAACCUGUGUCUGCCUCUUUCUUCCGACUAGGGUAUCAAGACGGCAACCCCCAGCCACGGCACAGCCGUUAAGGCUGGGUGCCUCUUUUGAUGCCCUGGAAGGAGAGAGAGCAGAGCUCCCCUUCCAGGA
This is a messenger RNA of Eublepharis macularius, 1164 nucleotides long. RefSeq lists its product as uncharacterized. The record is from RefSeq and is a predicted model, not a curated record. Bases 10 to 621 code for a protein of 203 amino acids. The transcript is spliced from 2 exons. Lineage: Eukaryota; Metazoa; Chordata; Lepidosauria; Squamata; Eublepharidae.